This is a messenger RNA of Penaeus monodon (black tiger shrimp), 635 nucleotides long. RefSeq lists its product as uncharacterized. Gene Ontology annotation, molecular function: peptidase inhibitor activity. Gene Ontology annotation, cellular component: extracellular region. Bases 81 to 566 code for a protein of 161 amino acids. The record is from RefSeq and is a predicted model, not a curated record. NCBI's taxonomy places the organism in Eukaryota, Metazoa, Arthropoda, Malacostraca, Decapoda, Penaeidae. The transcript has 2 exons.
GGUGGAAUUCGAGCAUCAGCUGUAUAUAAGCGAGGCUAUUGCCAACAGACAACACAUUCACCCGCGUCUUCUCGGCAACAAUGAAGGGUGUGACGGUGGCAAUUUUGUGCUGUCUCCUGGUGGCGGUUUUGGCCGACGCGGACGCCGACGCUCAAUCGCGCGGCAGGGGCAACAGGAGGCGAGGGAACGCGAGAUUCUUUGGCGGUGGGUUCCCCGGCCAAUUCCAUGGAGGCGGUGGCUUCCCCGGCGGCGGUGGCUUCCCCGGCGGCCACUUCCCCGGCGGUGGCCACUUCCCCGGCGGUGGCUUCCCGGCGCAGUGCAGGUACUGGUGCCGCACGCCCGAGGGCCAGGCCUACUGCUGCGAGGGCGCCCAGCAGCCGCAGCGCCCGGUCGGGACCAAGUUCGGGCGGUGUCCGGCGGUGCGGCCCACGUGCCCGCACACCCGCUUCGGGCCGCCGCAGACGUGCUCCAACGACUACAACUGCGCCGGCAGGGACAAGUGCUGCUUCGACAGGUGCCUGGGAGAACACGUGUGCAAGCCGCCCUCGUUCGGCUUUUUCGGAUAAGAGGAAAAUCGUCUGUUCGAUAAUGAACGACCAAUAAAGAUGGCGGAUGAGACCACGUCUAAUCUGUAA